AUGCCUGUCAACAGUCCAGUCUCGGCGCGGGGUACCCUGGAGGCGGGCCGAAGGCUGGCUGAGGACUGUGCCCACCGCUGGCGCGGGGAGGAGAGCGAGAACCACCUGAGCCGGGUGUACCUUUCGUGCCCUGCGUUCCCAGCCUGGCCCUCAGUCCACGGCGCUGAAAGAGGGGCAGGGGAUCAGAGGUGGCGGGGAGAUCCAGGUGAAAAAUUAAGGCUUAAGGAACUAGAGUCCCUGCAACAAGUGGAUGGAUUCGAAAAGCCCAAGCUCCUUCUAGAACAGUAUCCAACCAGGCCGCGCACUGCAGCAUGUAUGCUCUACACAAUUCAUAACACACAUGAUGACACUGACAAUAAAGUGGUUACAGAUCUAGGAUGUGGCUGUGGAGUGCUUAGCAUUGGAACUGCAAUGCUGGGAGCAGGGUUGUGUGUUGGAUUUGACAUAGAUGAAGAUGCACUGGAAAUAUUUAAUAGGAAUGUAGAAGAGUCUGAGUUAACAAAUGUUGACAUGGUUCAGUGUGAUGUGUGCUCAUUAUCUAACAGAAUGUCCAAGUCAUUUGAUACAGUAAUUAUGAAUCCUCCCUUUGGGACCAAAAAUAAUAAAGGGACAGAUAUGGCCUUUCUGAAGACUGCUUUGGAAAUGGCAAGAACAGCAGUAUAUUCUUUACACAAAUCCUCAAAUAGAGAACAUAUUCAAAAGAAAGCUGCAGAACGGAAAAUCAAGAUAGAUAUUAUUGCAGAGCUACAAUAUGACCUGCUGGCAUCAUACAAGUUUCAUAAAAGAAAAUCAGUGGACAUUGAAGUGAACCUAAUUCGGUUUUCUUUUUAA
This is a messenger RNA of Balaenoptera musculus (blue whale), 831 nucleotides long. RefSeq names its product rRNA N6-adenosine-methyltransferase METTL5-like. Lineage: Eukaryota; Metazoa; Chordata; Mammalia; Artiodactyla; Balaenopteridae. Gene Ontology annotation, molecular function: rRNA (adenine-N6-)-methyltransferase activity; nucleic acid binding. The record is from RefSeq and is a predicted model, not a curated record. Gene Ontology annotation, biological process: rRNA methylation.